Molecule: messenger RNA, 2187 nt
Organism: Piliocolobus tephrosceles (Ugandan red Colobus)
Lineage: Eukaryota; Metazoa; Chordata; Mammalia; Primates; Cercopithecidae
Gene: LYSMD1
Product: LysM domain containing 1
Exons: 4
Coding region: 202-1053 (283 amino acids)
Source: RefSeq, a predicted model, not a curated record
UCCACUCUCUGGCGCGUGGAGGGAACUGCAUUUCCUAUGGUGCCGUGCGACUCCGCACACGCGAAGCCUUUUGGGAAAUGAAGUCUUUUCUCAAAGACCUUGCCGCUCAGCUGGAUCCAGGCCCUUGCAUCUUGGAUCUGAGGCGUUUGGAGGGACAAGAACCUAGAUGUGGAGCCGAAAUUUGAGGGUGUGACCUAUCUGAUGCGGAGCGGACCUUUGAGGAUCUCUGAGUGGAAGGUGUACUACAAAUUCUCGCAAUCCUCACGCUCUUCGUCUGCGGCGACAGUUCACCUGGGACUUCAGGCCUGUCACUCGCAGUCUCGGUCGGGCCUCCCCAAGUUGCAACCUAGCUGUCGGCAGGGUGAAGAGAUGGCUUCCCCGUCUAGACAGCCCCCGCCAGGGGGGUCAGGACUGCUUCACGGGAGCCGGGCUCGUUCAUAUGGAAGCCUGGUGCAAUCGGCCUGCUCCCCAGUGAGGGAAAGACGCCUGGAGCAUCAGUUGGAGCCCGGAGACACCCUGGCUGGACUAGCACUCAAAUAUGGGGUGACGAUGGAACAGAUUAAACGUGCAAACCGCCUUUAUACUAAUGACUCCAUCUUCCUGAAGAAAACCCUCUACAUCCCCAUCCUGACAGAGCCCAGAGACCUGUUCAAUGGUUUGGAUUCUGAGGAAGAGAAAGAUGGGGAGGAAGAAGUACACCCAAGUAACGAUGAAGUUUGGCCACACUCAACUGAGAGGAAGAAACAAGAGACAGGAGCAGGACGUGCCAAUGGUGAAGUCUUCCCCACACCUGUCCAGGAAACCCCCACACCCAUCCAUGACCUCUCUGCCUCCGAUUUCCUUAAGAAGCUUGAUUCACAGAUCAGCCUGUCCAAGAAGGCUGCUGCCCAGAAGCUGAAAAAAGGGGAAAGUGGGGUACCUGGGGAGGAUGCAGGUCUCCACCUGAGCUCCCCUCGGAUGCAGCAACGAGCAGUCCUAGGUCCCGUGCCGCUGACCCGUACCUCUCGGACCCGGACACUACGGGACCAGGAGGAUGAAAUCUUCAAACUCUGAUGUCCCUAGAACUGACUGAGAGAAGCAAGAUGUUGAAGGAGAAACUUCAGGGGGAGAGGAGCCUGAGGUGAGGCUCAAGAACAUGGCUUACUAGCCUGCCUCCCUCCACUCCAGCCAUUUUCCCCAGCCUCCUCGUCCGCCAAAAAUUCCUUGGCCUGGGGCAGUUUUAUUGGCAAGAUUAGGGAAUGGGAACUGGACCUUUCCCAGUUCUUGGGCUGAAUCUAGAGUUGAGUCCUUUAGACUCAAAAGGCUCUUUUUAUAUCCCUGUUGCCUUUCCUAUCCUUUUUACCAUUCCCUGGCCUUAGAACAGGGAAGCAGAGACUCCCCCUCAGCUUCUUCCUCAUCUCCACCUAUGUGACAUAAUUUAUUUGGUGCUAAUAUUGAAGUAAUAUUUAUUUGCUAUAUUUUAUUCCUUCCCACUCUUAGCUAAAAAAUGGGAUUUCUAUAGCUCUGGGGUGAAGAGAACCCGGGAACAGCGAGCCAGUGAGUGCUGGUUCUCCACCUUCCCCACCUUGUUGGCCAGACAUGUGAUUGAGGAAGAGGCAAUCGGUGACCUAGCCCACCACAGAGAAUGGAUGACUGCUGGCCUCUUCUCCAAUCUUAAAGGGACAGAUUUGAACUGCGUAUUGUUUUUUUUUUUGGUACCCCAUUCCUGUUGAAUGGGCUCAGUCUUGACUAACCAAUUCCCUGUAACUUUUUCACAAUUCUUGACCCUGAGAGAAAGCAGCACUGUAGGGACCUGAACCCUCCGUUCUACCUGUUCACCCUUCUGACCUGUUCUGCUCAGCCUGUGGCGAGGGGAACAGAUGGAAGGAGGCUUUCCUUGGGGUUUGAAGAGGAAGCCAGUUGCGAGAGUCUCUUUGUUACACCCCCUCCCCUCCAGACCCUCUCUCUCUAUGCCUUCCUCCUCACUGCGUAUUUAUUUGCAAUUUGUAGCACUGAUCUGUGGUACAGUUUUGUUUGUUUCUCAAACAGCAGUAGGUAAGGGAACCUCAAUAAUAAUGGAAAUCUCCCUCAAUCUCCUGUUUGGAAAUGAUGAAAGGUGAGAGAAGUGGUGUUUAUAUACCUCCUUUCUUCUGUGAUGACUAUAAGGUAUACGAAGCUGGACAGAUUAAACAUUGAGCCCUGUGCAUA